This is a messenger RNA of Fibroporia radiculosa, 1269 nucleotides long. RefSeq lists its product as uncharacterized. The record is from RefSeq and is a predicted model, not a curated record. Gene Ontology annotation, cellular component: mitochondrion. Gene Ontology annotation, molecular function: acyl-CoA dehydrogenase activity; flavin adenine dinucleotide binding. The transcript has 9 exons. The coding region runs from base 1 to 1269 and encodes 422 amino acids. NCBI's taxonomy places the organism in Eukaryota, Fungi, Basidiomycota, Agaricomycetes, Polyporales, Fibroporiaceae.
AUGUUGCGCACUGCCGCCCGCAUCACCCAGCGCUCCUGCCGCUCCCAGCCUCGAGCUCUCGCAACGAGAAUAGCCUCCAGGACGUUCUCUGCUUCCCGUACUAUUGCAGACGAUGUUCGACCAACUUCUUUGGAUGUUCUGACAGAGGAAGAGAAGAUGCUCAAGGAAUCAGUCGCUCGCUUCGCGCAGGAGGUCAUUGCCCCUAAAGUACGCGAGAUGGACGAGGCUGAAAUGAUGGAUCCCGAGAUUAUCCAGAAGCUAUUCGAGCAAGGAUAUAUGGGCAUCGAAACCAGCGCGGAGUAUGGCGGCGCCGAAUCCUCGUUCACCUCUGCAAUCAUUGCUAUAGAGGAACUAGCUAAAGUUGAUCCGUCUGUGUCUGUUAUGUGCGACGUACACAAUACCUUGGUCAACACCGUCAUUCGUCUAUAUGGUACCAAGGAGCAGCAGGACAAGUGGUUGCCUCUGCUGAGCGAGUCGAAGCUCGCGUCAUUCUGUCUAUCGGAGCCUGCGUCGGGGUCAGACGCUUUCGCCCUUCAGACUCGCGCAGUCAAGGAUGGCGACCAUUGGGUAAUCAACGGUACCAAGAUGUGGAUCACGAACUCAUAUGAGGCUGAAAUAUUCCUUAUUUUUGCUAAUAUUGACCCGAGCAAAGGCUACAAGGGUAUUACUUGCUUCCUUGCAACAAAAGAUAUGGGGAUCAAGAUUGCAAAAAAGGAGCAGAAACUUGGCAUUCGUGCAUCUUCAACAUGCUCGCUCAACUUCGACGAUUUGCGGGUUCCGGCAGAGAAUAUUAUUGGGGGCGAGGGCAAAGGAUACAAGGUCGCCAUCGAGAUCUUGAAUGAAGGCCGCAUAGGUAUCGCCGCACAAAUGCUUGGACUUGCACAGGGCGCUUUCGAUAAGGCUGUGCCAUACACGUUCCAGCGAUCACAGUUUGGACAACCCAUUGGCACAUUCCAAGGGCUCGCGUUCCAGCAGGCACGCGCAGCAACGGAGAUCGAGGCUGCCCGCCUGCUCACAUACAACGCAGCACGGCGGAAGGAGGAGGGUCUGCCUUUCGCGCGUGAGGCGGCAAUGGCGAAGCUUUACGCGAGUGAGGUGGCCCAGCGAGUGAGCGGCGCAGCGAUCGAGUGGGCUGGUGGUGUUGGGUUCACGCGGGAGACUGGUAUUGAGAAAUUCUGGCGAGAUUCGAAGAUUGGCGCAAUCUAUGAGGGAACAUCAAAUAUCCAGCUACAGACAAUCGCCAAGUUCAUUCAGAAGCAGUACUCAUAG